UUCCAAUUCAUAAAGAACAAUUCUUGACCCCACAAGUUUCCCCGCGCUUCUAUCGUUCAAGUACCGUCCUGUACUUACACCGAUAGCUGUACCUGUAUCUUGACCUUCGAUAUACCGGAAGCAACAACAACAAUGGCACCAGGUGCAAUUCAGAACGGCGCUGCGGCCGCCAACAAUGGCACUGCAUUGAAGCCCACGGCGCGCGCUUUCCACCCAACAGGCACUCCAGACGCCUCCAAGUAUCAUGCCACAUCGUCGCAAGAAGCCUACACCGAUGAGCACCACUACGCCGCACACAACUACCACCCACUGCCCAUUGUAUUCUCUCGAGCAAGCGGAGUCUCAGUGUGGGAUCCCGAAGGCAAACACUACCUCGAUUUCCUCUCCGCAUACAGCGCUGUGAACCAAGGCCAUUGCCACCCCGAGCUAGUCAAGGCAUUGACUGAGCAGGCAUCGCGAUUGACUCUCAGCAGUCGCGCAUUCUACAACGAUGUCUUCCCACGCUUCGCCAAGUAUGUCACCGAGACUCUCGGCUUCGACAUGGUCUUGCCCAUGAAUACGGGAGCUGAAGCUGUCGAGACUGCCGUGAAGAUUGCGCGGAAAUGGGGAUACAAGGUGAAGGGAAUUCCGCACAACGAAGCUCUAGUUUUCUCUGUGCAAGAGAACUUCCACGGACGAACAUUCGCCGCCAUUACCAUGUCGACUGACCCAGAGUCCCGUGACAACUAUGGCCCGUACCUCCCCAACAUCGGAAGUGUAAACCCAUCCACUGGUAAGGAGAUCAGGUACAACAACGUCGAUGACGUGCGUGAGUUGCUUGAACAGCACGGCAAGAAUACCGCUGCUUUCCUCGUGGAGCCAAUCCAGGGCGAGGCUGGUAUUGUCGUGCCCGACGAUAGCUACCUCCGUGAAGUCAAGGCAUUGUGCGAGAAGCACAACGUCCUUCUCAUCUGUGACGAGAUCCAGACCGGAAUCGCGCGUACCGGUAAGAUGCUCUGCCACGAAUGGAGCGGGAUCAAGCCAGACCUCGUUCUCCUCGGAAAGGCUAUCUCGGGCGGAAUGUACCCAGUCUCUUGCGUUCUCGGUGCGAAGGAGGUCAUGCUUACCAUUGAACCCGGUACCCAUGGCUCGACCUACGGUGGCAACCCGCUGGGCUCUGCAGUGGCCAUUCGGGCAUUGGAACUCAUCCAGGAGGAGAAUAUGGUUGAACGUGCCGAGAAGGCCGGUCAACUCUUCCGCGAUGGACUGAAGAAGAUCAACAAUCCAAUGAUCCAAACGAUCCGCGGCAAGGGCCUUUUGAACGCCAUCGUCAUUGACGAAAGCCUUACCAAUGGUCAUAGUGCUUGGGAUCUCUGCAUGCUCUUCAAGGAGAAGGGUUUACUGGCAAAACCAACCCACCAGAACAUCAUUCGUCUGGCACCUCCACUGGUCAUUACCGACGAGCAAAUCGAAUCAGCUCUCUCGAUCAUCAAGGAGGCUAUCGAGGAACUACCCAGCCUCAAGGGUAAAAGGGAGGAGGAAGUGUUGCCAGCCGGCGAGAAGAACGUCCACAUUGGUGUGGAUAACUGAACAUUUCCUCUUCGAAUAUGUUUCUCAUGAUCAGGUCUUACUUUACGAUAGUAUUGGCGUUUCGGGGCUUGAGGUAAUCAUAUGAUG
Molecule: messenger RNA, 1656 nt
Organism: Aaosphaeria arxii CBS 175.79
Lineage: Eukaryota; Fungi; Ascomycota; Dothideomycetes; Pleosporales
Product: ornithine aminotransferase
Exons: 4
Coding region: 133-1569 (478 amino acids)
Cellular component (GO): cytoplasm
Molecular function (GO): pyridoxal phosphate binding; identical protein binding; L-ornithine transaminase activity
Source: RefSeq, a predicted model, not a curated record